Impatiens glandulifera is the source of this 3379-nucleotide messenger RNA. RefSeq names its product putative autophagy-related protein 11. Bases 150 to 2831 code for a protein of 893 amino acids. NCBI's taxonomy places the organism in Eukaryota, Viridiplantae, Streptophyta, Magnoliopsida, Ericales, Balsaminaceae. The transcript has 8 exons. The record is from RefSeq and is a predicted model, not a curated record.
AGUACCCUCUCAUUAUUUCCUUUCAUGGGAUCAUUUAUGGUAGUGAGUAAGGAUCAACGGCAUUAUUAUCUGUCAUCUUGAGGAAGGAAGGAAACAAGUCAUGAAGUUCAUGUGGUAAGACCUAAGAGGCUUAAAAAGUUGAACUAAAAAUGUUUAAGCCAACAAGAUGGAGAAGCGAAAAGAACAAGAUCAAAGCAGUUUUCAAGUUGCAGUUUCAGGCAACUCAGGUGCCGAAAUUGAAGGCAAAAUCGAUCACUAUAUCUCUAGUUCCAGCUGAUAUAGGUAAGCCAACAGUAAAGCUGGAGAAAGCUGAAAUUGUGGAUGGAUCAUGUUACUGGGAAAGUCCCGUUUAUGAAACAGUAAAACUAACAAGGGAAGCAGAAACAGGAAGGAUUAAUGAGAAGGCUUACCAUUUUGUCUUGUCAACAGGAUCAUCCAAAUCAGGUUUCCUGGGAUCAGCCUGUCUAAACUUUGCAGAUUUUUUAGAGGAAGAUAAGCCUCUCUUGGUCUCAUUGUCCCUUUAUGGAUACAACCAUGAAGAAAUUUCAGCAAUUUUGCAUGUCACAAUUCAGAAAAUGCAAGGACACAGUGAUCAGAGAUGCAUUAAAGAAAAUGAAGCUGCAAUGGUGGAGAGACAGAACCAAGAUACUGAUGGAAAUGCAACUUACAAUUUGAUUGAGGAAACUAGAAAUGAAGAACAUGGUAGAAGCUUGACAAAUCCUCAAUAUGAAGAUCAUACUUCUCUGUAUGCAACAUCGAACCACAUGCAUCAGAGAUCAAACACUGAUUGUUCAAUGGGUUCAGCAUCUGAUGGAAGUACUUUUGACUCCAUUAACAGUCCUGAGGAGAUGUUACUCGAAGAGACGAUUACAAGAGCAUCUGAUGGGAUUGUUGAGAGACAUGAAACAGGAACUUCUAGGUUACAAAGGCAGGCAGAAGUGACGGAUCUUGAAGUGCAGGCUCUGCGGAAGCAAAUUGUAAAAGAAGGUAAAAGGGGACUUGACCUAUCAAGACGUGUUGCCAGCCUGAAAGAAGAAAGACAUACACUAAUAGAAGAAGCUGACCAGUUGAGGACCAUGCUGAACAGAAGCAGUGAUAAGGAAGUGUCGUUACAAAUGGAGGUUGGGAAUUCAAAAAUUCUGUUAGACAAAUUAAGGAAAGAGUUAAAUAAUGAAAAGGACAUGAAUAGCAAGUUGAGAUUGAAGAUAAAGAAAACUGAAGACUCCAACUCUAAAUUUGUUCUUGCACUAAGAGACGUUGAAGAGAUUUUGAUGCAGAAAAAUGAUGACAUUUCUGAUCUCUAUGCAAAAACAAAAUCCAGAAGCAUAUUUGAAGAUGCUUCUCCUUCUGACGGGGUAGAUUUUCUAAAACAGAAAAUUUUAGACUUACAUAUUGAAAUGGAAGAAUGUAAGAGAGACAGAGUAGAGAUAAAGCUGCAAAAGGAGAAGCUUGUAAUGGAAUAUGAAGCUUUGAAGAAAGAAAACCUAGAAAAAUCCCAAAAUUUGGAGCAGAACUCAGUAGAGGAAGUCAAGAUGCAGAAUGAGUGCUUAAAAUAUUUGAAAACUAUAGAGGAUUAUGCACUUGAGGUGGAAAGAUUGGAGAAAAGAAACAAGAAACAGGCACUGGAAUUGUCGGUAUCUUCGAGUACCAUUAGUGAGCUGCAAAACCAGGUAAAAGAGAUGGAGAAAGAACUCAUAAAGCAGACACAAGUAUUUGAGGAAGCCCUAGAAGGCAUGACACAUGCUAAAGUUGAGCAAGAACAGAGGGCUAUCAAUGCAGAGGAUGUCAUGAGAAAGAACAAAAUGAAUAAUGUCAUCACAGCACAGAGAAUCCAAGAGGAGUUCAGAAAAAUUUCUCUCGGAAUGGAAACAAAGUUGGAUGAGAAUGAAAAAUUGGCCACCAAAGCAGUUACAGAAGCCAACGAUCUACGGCUGCAGAAAGAGGUUCUGGAAGAAAUGCUGCAAAAGGCUAAUAAAGAACUAAGGCGUGUCGAUGAGAAGUUUGCUUUACAGCUUCAAGAUUUUUCGAAUGAAACAAAUGCAAAAACAAAACAACUAGAUGAGAUGAACGAGGAACUCAAAGAAAAGUGUGUGCAAAUUGAGAAUCUACAGAGGCAUGUGGAAGAAAUUAAGAAAGCUUUCUCAUUGGAAAGUCAAAUACUAAGAGAUGAGAUGGGAAGAGUCAAGGAAGGUCAAAGCAGAAAUGGAACAGAGCAUAUUAAGAAAUCAUUGGAUGUGCAAAGUUGGAAUGAUGAAAGAAAAAAGCUCGAAAGAGAACUUGAUUUAAUGAGAAAGGAAGCACAAAAAGUGGCAGUGGAAUCAGAAGCAGCAAGGUCUUUAAAGGAUGUAAACAAGCUGAGGAUAAAAAAAUUACUGUCAGACAUAGAAGCACACCAAAUUCAGCAUAGUCAGCUCAAGCAUCGAUUAGCUGAAGAGGAACUGAAGAAUGAAAACCUCAAGAAAGAAGUUUUCAGAUUAGAAUCUUAUGUGCAGGAAAAGGAAAAGACAAUCACUAAGUUUCAUGAUUCAGGAAGUGCUGAGAAUGUUGCUGCAGACACUAGAGAUUUUGAUUUACAAAAUCUAAUGAUGGGCGGUACAGAGCACACUGCCAAUAAAUCCAUGCAAAGUAAACCAGAAACACAUUCUGGAAAAGAGGUCAACCUGCUACAAGAAGUUGCACAGCUCAAGGAAAAAAAUAUGAGUUCGGACAGAGAGUUGAAAGAAAUGCAAGAGAGAUAUUCAGAGAUAAGCCUCAAAUUUGCAGAGGUUGAAGGUGAGCGUCAACAACUGGUAAUGACUUUACGUAACCUGAAGAAUCGAAAGAAGAACUAGCAGUUACACAGAAGAAGUCAUUCAGGAAUUAUAGAGCAAUGCCAACACCAGGACAUGGAAGUUUUUGGAUUAUGAAUUCAAGAUCUCCCUUUUUCCAAGUCAUAAACAAAAUAUACCUUGUAUAUUAGUGACACAUUCACCCCCAAAAUUCUUCUAUUUCAUUAAACUCUUAUUGUUCACUGUCACAAUACAUCGAUGUCUGCAAAACAGUUCCAACAGGUUCACAGAUAUUCUCUGAAGCCUUCAUUGAAUUUAAGAGUUGUUGUCAUGAAUUUGGUGAGUUGAUUUUGACAAGGAAGGCAGCACAGAAUGUGAAUUUGGUAAGUUUUUUCCCUUUUCCUUUCAACAUACUGGCAGCAGUCUUCCCAGUAAAAACACUUUCAGUUGAAAACUUUAAGCAUUUAUUGUCAAAGAUUCCUUGUUUUCCUCUAUCUUCAACCCUUUUGAAUUAUCACAAAAGGAAAUAAUAUCUAUGGACUUUUUUCUCAUCAUUAAGAAAACUAUAUACAGAAUAUAUGCUGUAAUCAUUUAUGACCAGCAUUUUUUUU